Messenger RNA from Paramecium sonneborni, 1535 nucleotides. The record is from the annotation of a GenBank genome assembly. NCBI's taxonomy places the organism in Eukaryota, Ciliophora, Oligohymenophorea, Peniculida, Parameciidae.
AUGCAAUAAAAUUCAAGUCCUCUAUUAAUUAUUGACUCCAGAUAUACACUAUAUGACUUUAGGCAGAAAACAACAUACAAAUAUAAUACUGUUCUGUAAAAAUCUUUCUAGAAACUUCAAUAACAUUUUCAAAUAUUAGUUGUUUUCUGUCACUCUAAACCUAAUACGAAUUAAUUCUUUUUUAAUGAAUUUCAAAAGAAUUUUAAAGGAAUUGAUUCUAAAUAACUCUCCAUUCAAGAAUUAAAAGAAACAUCAUAUUAAAAUCAAGAAAUUAUUGUGGUAACUCAUAAUUAUGAAUAAUUCACUCUUAAUCAAAAAUAUCAGUUAUAUUAUUUUUCUAGCAUCUCUUAACAAUUAGAAAAAAAAAAAAAGUUAGAACUUAAGUAUUAUGAAAAAAAUCCUAGACCAAAAUUUCAUAUUUCUCAUAUUUAAUAGAUAAUGUCUUUUUUUUCAAAGUCUGAAAAUCCAUUUUGUGUAGGCUAUUAUUUUUAUCCUAAAAAGUUUAAUGAAUUAAUUCAAUUUGAAGCAUUAAUUACAAAUAGCAAUUUUAAUUAUCUUCCUAUUGAUUUUCGAUUUUAAAAUAAAUAUAGAGAAAUUGAUUUAUUGUUUCAUAGAUUUAUGGAUAUUUAUAAAAGAAAGGAAAUAAAUAUGAAACAAAAUGAAGUUGAAUUAUUUUAAUAAAAUUAUGACUUAUUUAUUAAGGAGAAUAAAUAAAUUCCUGUAAUUGACUCAAUAGAAUGUUUAAAAUUGUUAAUUUAGAGAGAUGAAUUAAAUAUCAAAUUAUAAUCUAUUUUUGAUAGCCCAGAAUUCUAAAAUGUUGUAAAGGAACAUAACAUAAAGAUUAUGACUCCUUAGCAAAUAGUUUUUGAGAAUAAUGGUUAACCGUAAGAUUUAUCUAAUUUGAAAUAUCCAUUAAUUGUAAAAAGUAAAUAAGGAGCACUUACAGCUAAUUGUCAUAUAAUGGCAAUAGUAGUAAAUGAAAAAGGGCUUAUAGGAUUAUUUAAGCAAGAAUAAUUUAAGUAUCAGAUUAUUUGUAGAUUAGAGGAUAAUUAAUCUUGUAGUAAAUAAUAAACCAUAACAGCAUUAUAUACAAAAUAUAUCAAUUAGGAAGUAAAAUGAUAGUACAAAAACGUAAAUCAAUCCCUAAUAUUGAAGUAAACAAUUUCAAGUUUGAAGAAGUAUUUUAGAUAUUAAUUUACGUUAGGGUUUUUAUAUUUUUGAUACAUAAAAAGAUUUGUUUAAAAAUGUUUCAGAAUGUCUUAUAAAAGUAGAUGAAGGAAUUCAUGAGUGUUCAAAUGAGGUUUAAUUACUAAAACAAAUAGAAUUAUUGUCAUCAAUAAUAGCAAGAGAAUUUAAACUACAUCUUUUUGGAUUUGAUAUCAUUGGAAUGAAUUGGAAAUUUUACAUUAUUGAUAUUAAUCAUUUUCCAGGAUAUAAAAAUGUAAUAAAAUUCAAUACUAUAUAAGGUUGAAAAUGCAAGAGAAUUAUUUGAAUAAUUGUUUAUAUAAGUAUCAACAAAAUAAAUGAGGAUUUGA